Platichthys flesus (European flounder) is the source of this 2406-nucleotide messenger RNA. RefSeq names its product 5-hydroxytryptamine (serotonin) receptor 7c (gene htr7c). Gene Ontology annotation, molecular function: neurotransmitter receptor activity; G protein-coupled serotonin receptor activity. Gene Ontology annotation, cellular component: dendrite; plasma membrane. Bases 16 to 1221 code for a protein of 401 amino acids. The transcript is spliced from 2 exons. The record is from RefSeq and is a predicted model, not a curated record. Lineage: Eukaryota; Metazoa; Chordata; Actinopteri; Pleuronectiformes; Pleuronectidae. Gene Ontology annotation, biological process: vasoconstriction; chemical synaptic transmission; smooth muscle contraction.
GAUAACGCUGUCGUGAUGUUCAAUACUUCGGGAAUUGAGUUCACUUUUAACAAGAAGGAGGAUAUUUCCGAAGUUAUCAAUGGAACCCUGGAGCUUCUCUACAACGUCCUCGUCACCAUCGGUCCUACCGCCAUGUGGAACGAGUCGUGCGGGGAGCAGCUGCUGGACUUCGGGCGCCCGGAGAAGAUCAUCAUCGGGGUGAUGCUGGCGAUCAUCACGGCGGUCACCGUGAUGGGGAACACCCUCGUGGUGAUCGCGGUGUGUGUGGUGAAGAAGCUGAGGCAGCCGUCGAACUACCUGCUGGUGUCCCUGGCAGUGGCGGACCUGUCAGUGGCCAUAGUGGUGAUGCCGUUCGUAAUAGUGACGGACCUCACCGGGGGCAAGUGGCUUUUUGGGGAGGUGUUCUGCAACAUCUUCAUCGGCAUGGAUGUAAUGUGCUGCACUGCCUCCAUCAUGACCCUGUGUGUGAUCAGCGUGGAUAGGUAUCUGGGGAUUACGCGGCCUCUCACUUACCCAGCGCGGCAGAACGGUCAGCUGAUGGCAAAGAUGAUCCUGGGAGUGUGGCUGGUGUCGGCAUCCAUCACCCUGCCCCCUUUCUGUGGCUGGGCCAAAAACGUCCACACAGCCGGCGUGUGCCUCAUUAGCCAAGACAUUGGCUACACCAUCUAUUCCACAGCAGUAGCCUUUUAUAUUCCUAUGCUGGUCAUGCUGGUCAUGUACUACAAGAUCUUCAGGGCAGCUCGCAAGAGUGGUGCCAAGCACCGUUUCACCGACCUUACGCGCCGCGAACGCCUUGAAACAGUUGCUAAUGAGGCGCUUCGCAUGCAUGGCCUGAAGCCACCUGGAGUGAUGGAGGAGUGCGCUGCCUUGUCCCGCCUGCUGAACCGUGAGCGCAGAAACAUAUCCAUCUUUAAGAGAGAGCAGAAAGCAGCCACAACACUGGGGGUAAUCGUUGGGGUGUUCACCGUGUGUUGGCUGCCCUUCUUCAUCCUGUCCACUGCCAGGCCCUUUAUCUGUGGAGUGGAGUGUAGCUGCGUGCCCAUCUGGCUGGAGCGCACGCUGCUCUGGUUAGGCUACGCUAACUCCCUAAUGAACCCCUUCAUCUACGCCUUCUUCAAUCGAGACCUGCGCUCCACUUAUCGUGACCUUCUCCGCUGUCGUUAUCGCAACAUCAACCGUCGACUGUCUGCUGUCGGCGUACACGAGGCACUCAAGGUUUAAAGCCGGGAACUUCAGCUCCACAUCUUGACUGGGGCAUGGUGACAUCACUUCAGCGUGUGUGUGACUUAGUCAACCUACUUUGGAGCAGAAAAUCACAGAGCGUACUUGAUGGGCUACACAAGCCGACACUGCUAUUGUGCAUAUGCCACCAUUCUGUCCUGGCCCUGGAUUUAUGGUGGGAUAAUGUUGUGUCAAAGGAGGCGACAUGUAAAAACAAUCAUCAUUCUAGGACUUUCGCAAAGGACAGAAAGCAAAUAGAUUUCUGUAUAAUAACUAAAUUGGUGUAUGAUAAGUAAAAAACAUGUUUGUGCACAAUGACUUCUGAGUAUCUCCAUCACACAUCCCAGAUAAUUUACAACAGGAGUUAAACACGUUGAUUGUGUAUUGUGAUUUGUGCCAAGAUAUUAUUUAAUAUAACUUAAUCUCCAGUCAAGGGGUUUUCUCAUUAAAGUUAACAGGAGCACUUGUUUCACAAAUGUUCAUAUUGUGGUAAUGCAGGAUGAGUGGAGGUGGGAGGAAAAUGGUGUUGGAAUGCGCCAUGAGAGGAAGCUUUUCCAUUCAUGAAAUUAAUGUGUCUGUAGCCAAAAAAAGAAAAAGAAAGUAGUUUGUUAACUGUCUGCAUGAAUCAAAUGUGUCUUACAUGACACUGUACACAUUAAUCAUAAGAGAUUCUGAACAAUCAUUGACAGCAGAGAAGAAAUGUUGUUCAAUGUUCCACCCAAAUUGCAAAGUCCACAUUAUAAUAUGAAGUCAGUGAGUGUGUGUUUUAAUAAAACAUGUGGACUUUUGCACUGGAACCAUCUCGUUACACAUUUGGAGACUGACCUUUGUGGUCGAUGCGUCUAACUCUGCAGUUUGAGUUUAUAAAUUUACAUGUUUCUUAGACUCUUUCACUCGACUGGUUGUGACAGUGUUUCAAUUUUGUCCCUUACGAAUUAGAAUGUGGUCACUUCCCUCCUGGCUGUACACUCCCACUUGAACUCUCUGGUGACCUGUAAGAAUCUGUGUCAAAUGUCGUCAGUCGAGCAGUGUGUUGCUUUUCUACCUCGUUUUUUUGAGCGAACUGUGUGUUGAAUCCAGACAGAUGUUCCGGUGUCUUCACCAUUUUGUAAUUAACUGCAAUUUUUUAAUUGUGUAAAAUCGAUCUGCCUAUACGGUUACUCUGUGUUUGCUCUGUAUAAGGGC